Linnemannia hyalina is the source of this 2154-nucleotide messenger RNA. Lineage: Eukaryota; Fungi; Mortierellomycota; Mortierellomycetes; Mortierellales; Mortierellaceae. The record is from the annotation of a GenBank genome assembly.
AUGGUCCCCAACAUCUACAACCUAACCACUCUCGGCUGCUCCGGUUCCUGCUGCAUCCCCUGCCCAGUCUCCUCAGUAUUCUAUGAACCGCACAAACUCGAAAACGUCUACACCGUCACCAGUGUCCUCCGCUUCCUCUCUGCCGCUGCGUGCAUGUUCCUGUCUAUUUGUUACCUCAUUCUUCCGAGUCGUCGUAGACAUCCACAUUUGAUUGUCCUUUUGUUUGCGAUGUUGAUGGUUCCGUGGGAGGCGCUGGGGACGGCGUGGUUGUUUAAGAAGGAGGACUUGCUGUGCAAGAAUGUUUAUGAGAUUGCAGAUUUGACCAAUUCGUGGUUCUGUGGUGUCCAAGGCGUGUUACUCCAUUACAUCGUACUGGUCAUGCUCUGCCUCGGCUUCCUCUUAAUUGCCAACCUGCACCUCUUGACCGUCUACAGAUCUUCACUCAUCCAAGGAUCACUCUCAAAACUCAUGGGCGUCUCUUUCAUCCUACCCCUGGCUCUGGUCAUCCCUGUCAUUGUCAAGAAACAGAUUAUGAACCCUGGGUUUGGGUCCGUCUGUUUUGUUGGACCCGACGUUGCUAGUGCUUUCUUAUUUUAUCCUCUUUCUGUCAUUGUUUGUGUGGCUACGUUGUUGCACUUGGGAACCAUUGGAUUCAUGAUCAAGACGGCGGUGCAGGCAAACUCAUCUAGCUCAGUCAGCAACUCACACUCCCGCAGCAACGGUAACAGCUCCACUGGAAACAACAACCCUGCCAACAUGACCGCCCGUCAACGCCGCCUCCAAACCGCCCGCGACAUCUCUCAACUCCUCAAACAACAAUGGCGCCCUGGCCUCUUCGCCCUCUGGCUCCUCGUUAUCGACAUGAUCUACUGGCUCUUCUAUUUCAUCGAAGCCAAGAAGCUCCUCUCCGUUGGUCCCAGCACCAUCUGGUUCCAACAAUGGGUUGCCUGUCUUGCCGAACAGGCCGUUGCGUCCAUUAAAGCGGGGCGUCUUUCUAUGACUAACCCGACUCCGGACCAAUUUAUUGCGGCUGGUGAGGUUGCGCAGAGAACGUGUGCGGCGAUUGCUGAGCCAUUUGUGCCGAACUUUGCGUGGGCAGCGCUUUCCGAUAUCUUACCGGCGUUGUUUGGCAUUGUGAUCUUGAUCAUCUUUGGGUCCAAACUGGAGCUGUGGCAUGAUUUGAGGGAGCGGUUGUUUGGUAGGCGUGGCGCGGAUGGGGGUAAGUUCAUGAUGGUUGAUGUCUCCAAGGAGAGUCGCGACAAAUUGUACGCCAAGGGACCAUCAUCUGGCGCUCACAGGGACAACACGCCUUCCCCUUCCCCCGCUGGAGCUCUCACAUCUGCUUCAGCUGCCGCUACUGCUACUACUACCAACCCUCAUCGCCAAGAACGAUACAGACGCGACUUGAAGGUAACAACCCAACAACCCGACGACGGCUUCUAUGUUGAGGACCUCGCCCACGUCGACAACCCCUACGGCAGCCAGACAAACCUAACCCCCACCAACGAAAUCUCCUUCAAAAAGACCAACAACGGCGGCCCCAUCCUCAAGAACCAAACCGAGUACAGCAACAACCUUGCUUCCCUCGGAAAUAGCGGUGGCUACCGUACAGAAACCCCCGAGCCCUGGAAACCCUCAGCCUGGGCGACGACGGCCACUAAGGCCAACGCCAACCCUUCGCCAGAUGACUACUCGAUCCAAACAGCCUACCGCUCAACAUCCCCACAGCUCCGGAUCAACACCCACAGCUCACCCUCCCAAAGACCCGUGAUAGUAGGAGGAGGAGGAGGGGGAACCUUGUCACCCCUAUCACCACACAGACAAUUCUACAACAGCGAAGAUCUGGACGCCGCUCCUGUCAGUUUGACAACGCCACCACCCACAUACAACUCCAACUCCAGUAGAAACGCGUACAGAGGACCGGUGUCUCCACGACAGAACAAGCGGAAUAGCAACAGCGCCUAUAACAGCAAUCAGUCCAACGCCACGUUUAUGAGCGAGACCAGUCGUGGCAGAGCAGAGUACAAUGCCGAUCCCAGACUCCAGCAAUACCAUCAGCAACAGGAGCAGCAACCACAGGAGCCGAUAUCUCCUACUCGCGCUUUGUCACCACCACCAUCACGACCUAAUAAGAACAUGGCUCGCAACAGAUAA